Messenger RNA from Rasamsonia emersonii CBS 393.64, 423 nucleotides. Its product is annotated as DNA-directed RNA polymerase. Bases 1 to 423 code for a protein of 140 amino acids. Gene Ontology annotation, cellular component: RNA polymerase III complex; RNA polymerase I complex. The record is from RefSeq and is a predicted model, not a curated record. Gene Ontology annotation, molecular function: protein dimerization activity; DNA-directed RNA polymerase activity; DNA binding. Gene Ontology annotation, biological process: DNA-templated transcription. Lineage: Eukaryota; Fungi; Ascomycota; Eurotiomycetes; Eurotiales; Trichocomaceae. The transcript has 4 exons.
AUGCCCUCCUCCGUCCAUUCCCAGGAUCAGGACCAGUCCAUGGUCGACGCAGAGGCGCAGCAGCAAAACGGCAGUGCGGGCGAAGAAUACUUUGAGACUGCUGAGGGGAGAAUUACUAUUCUGCCCGGAGCAACCGAGACAGCUGCUUCAUUCCAGUUUGAUGAGGAGGGCCACACCCUGGGUAAUGCUUUGCGAUAUGUGAUUAUGAAGAAUCCCAACGUUGAAUUCUGCGGCUACACAAUCCCACACCCUUCAGAGGCAAAGAUGAACCUGCGCAUUCAGACAUAUGAGAACACAACCGCCAUCGAGGCCCUCGAAAAAGGCCUGGACGAUCUCAUGGAUCUGUGCGAUGUCGUCACAGAAAAAUUCACCGCCGCGCGCGACGAGUUUAAUGCCGCGCAGGAAGAUCGGAUGUCUUCUUGA